Gordionus sp. m RMFG-2023 is the source of this 2073-nucleotide messenger RNA. Its product is annotated as leucine-rich repeat-containing G-protein coupled receptor 4-like. The record is from RefSeq and is a predicted model, not a curated record. Gene Ontology annotation, molecular function: protein binding. Lineage: Eukaryota; Metazoa; Nematomorpha; Gordioida; Chordodea; Parachordodidae. Bases 1 to 2073 code for a protein of 690 amino acids. The transcript has 5 exons.
AUGGAGAGGAAAUGGGGAAUUCCCUCCCCUUAUCGCAAAUUUGCCUGUCUAUUCUGCCAAAGGCCUACAACAAAUAGCGAUUCGAAAAAUAUUUUUUUAAAACAGCUAAGACAAGAUUGUCCACUCCUUCAGUCAAAACCUUGUCAUUGCAUCACCAACACGGAUGAUAUCCCCUCUAUUAUUCUUUCGUACCCAGCUAAUAAAUACAAAGAUAUCGAAAAUGUCGAUGCCACGGAUGAAUUGAUAAUUGUUUAUUGCGAAGAUGCCACAGAACAAGAGGUUUUCAAAAAAGAUGGUCUAAAUAUUUUAAAAAAUGUAACGGCCAAAGUUCAAGAAAAUGAGAUACAUAUAAUACUAUUCUUAGAACAUAUUCGUUUGCCACUUUUAGGAGUUCUUAGCCAAAAUUCUAGCAAAUCAUAUUUUGAUGGUUUUAAAAGAAUAACUCAUUUAAUAAUCAAAGAUUCUGGUAUAAUGAGUAUUCCUAAUCAUGCUUUAUUACCCUUAAAUAACAGCUUAGAAGUUUUGACUAUCGUAGAAAAGGAUAAUGAUUUAAAUGGGGAAAUUUUAUUUAAUAAAGUUGUGAGCGCCAUAAACGGAUCUGAAGAUAAUCUGUUUCCCAAAUUAUCUUCAUUGCAUUUAGAAUUCGCGAAUUGGAAAUCUAUUCCUCCUAAUUCUUUCAGGAAUAUAGGUGUAAAAUUAAAUCAUCUUACAUUGGGAUCGCGGAAUAUGGAGAUUAUAAACGAAGAUUCAUUCGUGGGAUUGGAGAAGAAUUUAAAAAUUCUGCACCUACAAAGUGAUAUGUUAAAAAAAAUUCCAUGGAAAUCAUUGGCAAAAUUGAAUCAAAUCUUGCGCAAUUUGACAAUCACGAGUGAUCACAUACAAUAUUUGAAGGACGAAAACUCUUCUCCAUAUUCAUUCUCGGGAUUGGCUUAUAUUAACCUAGAAGAGUCUAAGAUAAAUUUAAUAUAUUCUAAUGCCUUCGAAAAACUGUCUCUCAAUCAUUCGUUAGAGUAUUUAAUAAUCCGAUCCAAUGGGCUUAAAAAUAUUGAAAAAUAUGCCUUUACGGGGCUUCAAAAACUUAAAUUCCUCGAUCUAUCCUAUAAUGAUUUAUCAAACAUUCACGAAAACAUGUUUACUAAUUUAAUUCAAUUAGAUACGCUUGAUUUAAGUAAUAAUAAAAUAGCCCUAAUACAGGAUUCUGAUAUUUAUGCUUUUAAAAGGAGUUUAACCAGUUUGAAGCUACAAAACAACAAGAUAAAGCUUUAUCCUUCUAAAUUGAUAGAGUCUUUAAGCCUACUUAGAGAGUUGAUCCUGGCAGAUAACAAAUUAUCGUCUCUUCCUAACCAUUCCCUGGUAAAUAUGAUCAAUUUAUGUUCCAUCGACCUAAGUGGGAAUUAUUUAGAGCAAAUUCCUUACCAAAAUUUAAAAAAUAUGAAGAAAUUGGAAAAUUUGGACCUAUCGGGAAACAAUUUAAAAAUGAUUUCCAUGAUAUUUCUUAGUUAUUUAGUUAAACUCAAAAAAUUCAAUUUAAGAGAAAAUAAUCUCUCAACAAUUGACAAUAUAUCUGAUUAUAUAUCCGAUAAAACCUUUGGAAUAACUCUUAAAUUUCUAGGAUUAGCAAAUAACCUUUGGCACUGUGAUUGUCAUAUAAACAAAUUGGUGAAAUGGAUAAAUGAAGGGUUCAAAGACCUAACAAGUAAUGAACUUCUUAUUCAAACCAAAGAUCUAAAUUUGGCACAUUGUUUCACACCGAUUAGGUUUAAAGGAAUAUCGUUAUUCGAAUUUCAACACACCGAAGAUUGUGACUCGGAAGAACCAUCGACUUUAAAAGAAUCUACAAGCUCAAUGUCUAUGACUACAGGUGAAUCUUUGUACAAGAUUGAUAGAGCCUUGAGAUUGGCUGAAAAUAGUAUGAUAAUCACAGCUGUUACAAUAGCAAUCCUUUUGGCUGGUUGCAUUAUUUUCCUCGUUUAUAUAUUUUUUAUUUCCAAAAAACCCACUUGCAAAAAUAAUACCAAUCCAACAUAUCGUCAAAAUCCAAAUCCUUUUUUAAAUCAGACUGUUAUUAGAUAA